Plasmodium knowlesi strain H is the source of this 756-nucleotide messenger RNA. RefSeq lists its product as uncharacterized. NCBI's taxonomy places the organism in Eukaryota, Apicomplexa, Aconoidasida, Haemosporida, Plasmodiidae. The transcript has 2 exons. Bases 1 to 756 code for a protein of 251 amino acids. The record is from RefSeq and is a predicted model, not a curated record.
AUGGCACCCUUUUCUUUUACCAAACUUUCACUAUUAGCUUUAGUACUUUACAUGUGGCAACAUCCCAACUAUCACCAGGAUGAUUUUUCAAGACAGGGUGUGAAUGCUCCAUUACAAGUAGAUAAUAUUGUUGGUAGAAAUUUAGCAAGCAAAGAAGAAGCAACUCCAGCAGGAAAAAAUAAAACAACUAAAACAUUAUUAGGCAAAAAAGAAGAAAGAAAAGAAGAAAAGAAAGAAGGAAAGAAGGAAGGAAAGAAGGAAGGAAAGAAGGAAGGAAAGAAGGAAGAAAAGAAGGAAGGAAAGAAGGAAGAAAAGAAAGAAGAAAAGAAAAAAGAAAAGAAAGAAGAAAAGAAGGAAGAAAAGAAGAAAGAAAAGAAGGAAGAAAAGAAGGAAGAAAAGAAGGAAGAAAAAAAAGAAGAAAAGAAAACAUUAUUUGGAAAAAAGGGAAAAAAAGAAGAAGUGAAGGAAGGAAAUAAGAAGGGAUCUGACGCGGGCAAUGGAGCCCAGAAUACUGAGGGGGAUAAGGGGAAUUCCGAUGUGACUUCCAGUGAAGACGCGAAAAAGCGAAGACCAACAUGGAAUGAUCUUUCAACUGAGCAAAUGCGCAAACAUUUGGCACAAGAAGAAACUCGUAACCAUAAAAAAAGCCUUAGUCCUCAAGAAAAAGCAGCAUUGGACAAGAAAUAUGAGUGCUAUCUAAAAAAGUUAUUAGAGCAGGAGGCUGGAAAGGGAAGGAAUACCUUAAGGGGUGCUUAG